AUGUCAUUCUUCUUCCGACCCGAGGGCAAUCAAGCGCUUUCCCAACGCAUCUCUCUUCGUCAUUCAUUUCAACGCCAAGCCCUCACGUAUCGCUGCACCAAAUCAGAGACCUCGGAGCAGGCAAAAGAGGUCAUCAAUCAAAAGAAAUACCACAUUUCGCCCAGCAACCCGAUGCACCAGUUGCCGGCCCAAGGAGGCCUACUUUGGCCUCAUGGCCAAAGCUACUGGCCUUAA
Molecule: messenger RNA, 234 nt
Organism: Protopolystoma xenopodis
Lineage: Eukaryota; Metazoa; Platyhelminthes; Monogenea; Polystomatidea; Polystomatidae
Source: the annotation of a GenBank genome assembly